UCGAUUCGUCGUUCCCUGUUCAUUGUUUACGUGACGUGGUGAUAGUCGUGAUGAAUCCUGAUGCCAAUGGUGGACAUAUUUAUAUGUAAUCUGUGGUGAUAGAUACAGAGUGCCGGUUGUGUUCGAAUCAACGAAACUGGAAUUAUCCUUUUGAUUAAUAGUAAUUUCUGCCAACUGUCAUCAUGUUGCAAUCAAUAUUCGACGACGUGAGACGUAUGAAUAAACGUCAGUUCUUAUAUCAAGUAUUGAGCUUUGGCAUGAUAGUCUCGUCGGCUCUGAUGAUAUGGAAGGGUCUGAUGGUUGUCACCGGCAGCGAGAGUCCUAUCGUGGUGGUGUUGAGUGGCAGCAUGGAGCCUGCAUUUCACAGGGGCGAUUUACUCUUCCUUACUAAUUACCAAGAUGAGCCAGUGAGAGUAGGGGAGAUUGUUGUUUUCAAAGUCGAGGGCAGGGAUAUACCUAUUGUACACAGAGUACUUAAGCUUCAUGAAAAACAUCAAAUUUCUAGGGGUGACCAGAAUAAUACGGUCAAGUUUCUCACGAAAGGCGACAACAAUUCUGUGGACGACCGAGGCCUAUACGCACCUGGUCAGCUAUGGUUGACACAUAAAGAUGUGGUCGGCCGGGCGAGAGGCUUUCUACCAUACGUUGGCAUGGUCACUAUAUACAUGAAUGAAUAUCCUAAAUUUAAAUAUGCAGUAUUAGCAUGUCUUGGAUUGUAUGUUUUGGUACAUAGAGAAUAAAGUUAUGCUCGAAUAAGUUGAAA
Camponotus floridanus (Florida carpenter ant) is the source of this 763-nucleotide messenger RNA. It is a transcript of the gene twr, whose product is annotated as signal peptidase complex catalytic subunit SEC11A. The record is from RefSeq and is a predicted model, not a curated record. Gene Ontology annotation, molecular function: serine-type endopeptidase activity. Gene Ontology annotation, cellular component: membrane; signal peptidase complex. The transcript is spliced from 4 exons. The coding region runs from base 183 to 740 and encodes 185 amino acids. Lineage: Eukaryota; Metazoa; Arthropoda; Insecta; Hymenoptera; Formicidae.